GGAGUUGGAGGGAAGGAUGGAAGAGUCGUGGAUGAUUCGUAAGUAAGUGGGCGGCCCAAACUACAACCCCAAAAAAUGCUCGAAUUUACGGUUUGUGCCAGAAACACCGAAAAAAAGAAAAAUAAGUUUGUUAUACAACUUCUUCUCUAAAGGUGAAGGAAAGGAAAGGGUCAAGAGAAGAGAACAUAGAAGUUAUUCAAAGAGACAUCCAUCGAUCCUUCAUCUUCCUCUUAUUUGCAGAUUGAUCAUCGUUAUUAUUGUUAAUCUGCUGAUUCGCCGCCAAACAACGUUGGACUUUUUUUUUUGAGGAUUUAACUCUCAGAUCUGAGGUCUUGGUCGGAAAUAUAAGAGUUCGAUUAUUACAGGCAAAAGGGGAUGCCGUUCUCCUCCUCCUAAGGCUUUAUUAUUUGUGAGGGUGAGGCCUUUUCAAAGUCAUGGAAGAGGUGGGCGCGCAAGUAGCUGCUCCCAUAUUCAUUCAUCAAGCACUUUCUACUAGAUACUGUGAUAUGACUUCCAUGGCAAAAAAACAUGAACUUUCUUACCAGUCUCCCAAUUCCCAGCUCCAACAACAUCAGUUUCUUCAGACUUCUAGGGAAAAAAACUGGAAUUCCAAGGCAUGGGAUUGGGAUAGUGUCGGUUUUGUUGCUAAACCUUCUGUAGCUGCUGAAACUUUACGGCUGGGAACUGUUUCUAGAGAACUUAAGAAAAAAGAUAAGAGUGAUUCCAAAAACAAAUCCAAUUCUGUUAGUGAAGAUGAUGAUGGUCUUGGCUUGAAUCUAGGUGGGAGUUUGACUUCUGUUGAGGAGCCUGCGUCAAGACCCAGCAAGAGGGUCAGGUCUGGAUCACCUGGCAAUGGUAGUUAUCCAACGUGUCAGGUUGAUAACUGCAAGGAAGAUCUAACUAAAGCAAAGGACUAUCACCGCCGACAUAAAGUGUGCGAGGUUCAUAGUAAAGCCACAAAAGCCCUAGUGGGAAAACAGAUGCAGAGGUUUUGUCAGCAAUGCAGCAGGUUUCAUCCUCUCACUGAAUUCGAUGAGGGAAAGAGAAGUUGUAGACGUAGGCUUGCAGGGCACAACCGACGAAGGAGGAAAACCCAGCCUGAGGAUGUUACCUCACGUCUGCUACUCCCUGGAAACCGGGAUAUGAACAAUAAUGGAAACUUGGAUAUUGUAAACUUGUUAACUGCUUUGGCUCGCUCACAAGGGGGGAAUGAUGAUAAAAGUACAAACUGCCCAACAGUACCAGAUAAAGACCAACUUAUCCAGAUUCUUAACAAAAUAAAUUCACUGCCUUUGCCAAUGGAUCUUGCUGCAAAGUUAUCAAAUAUUGCAAGUUUAAAUGUGAAAAACCCCAACCAACCUUCUUUAGGACAUCAAAACAGAUUGAAUGGAACUGCAUCUUCUCCAUCAACCAAUGACUUACUCGCUGUUCUUUCAACCACUUUGACAGCAUCUGCUCCAGAUGCUCUUGCAAUUUUGUCUCAAAGAAGCAGUCAGAGCAGUGACAGUGACAAGUCUAAGUUGCCUGGCCCCAAUCAAGUGACUGUGCCCCAUUUGCAGAAAAGAUCUAAUUUUGACUUUCCCGCUGUGGGUGUUGAGAGAAUUAGUCACUGUUAUGAGUCUCCUGCUGAAGAUUCAGAUUACCAGAUUCAAGAAUCUCGUCCUAACCUGCCAUUACAGCUGUUUAGCUCAUCACCUGAGAAUGAGAGCCGUCAAAAACCAGCAUCUCCUGGGAAAUAUUUUUCUUCUGACAGCAGUAAUCCCAUUGAAGAGAGGUCUCCAUCAUCAUCCCCUCCUGUUGUGCAGAAGUUGUUCCCGUUGCAGAGCACUGCAGAAACUAUGAAAUCAGAAAAGAUGUCAGUCAGCAGAGAGGUCAAUGCAAAUGUAGGUGGUGGCAGAAGUCAUGGCAGUGUUCUGCCGCUUGAGCUCUUUAGAGGGCCAAACAGAGAACCUGACCACAGUUCAUUUCAAAGUUUCCCAUACCAAGGAGGAUACACAUCUUCCUCUGGGUCUGAUCAUUCACCUUCUAGUCAGAAUUCUGAUCCUCAGGAUCGCACUGGGCGAAUAAUUUUUAAACUAUUUGACAAGGAUCCUAGUCAUUUCCCUGGGACGUUGCGCACAAAGAUAUACAAUUGGCUAUCUAACAGUCCAUCAGACAUGGAGAGUUAUAUAAGGCCUGGCUGUGUUGUUCUAUCAGUUUAUUUGUCAAUGCCAUCUGCUUCCUGGGAGCAACUUGAAAGAAACCUGCUUCAGCUAGUGGAUUCUUUGGUUCAAGAUUCAGAUUCUGAUUUAUGGAAGAGUGGAAGGUUUUUGUUAAAUACAGGCAGGCAGCUAGCAUCACAUAAAGAUGGAAAAGUUCGUUUGUGCAAAUCUUGGAGAACAUGGAGUUCGCCAGAGUUAAUAUUAGUGUCCCCAGUGGCUGUUAUUAGUGGGCAAGAAACCUCUCUUCAGUUAAAGGGAAGAAAUCUGACUGGUCUUGGCACCAAGAUUCAUUGCACUUACAUGGGAGGAUACACAUCAAAGGAAGUUACAGAUUCUUCUUCUCCAGGAUCCAUGUAUGAUGAGAUAAAUGUGGGUGGUUUCAAAAUUCAUGGUCCAUCUCCUAGUAUUUUAGGUCGUUGUUUCAUUGAGGUAGAAAAUGGUUUCAAGGGCAACAGUUUUCCUGUGAUAAUAGCUGAUGCUUCUAUCUGUAAAGAAUUGAGGCUCCUUGAAUCUGAGUUUGAUGAAAAGGUUCUAGUCAGCAAUAUUGUUUCAGAAGAACAGGCUCGUGAUUUUGGGCGACCUAGAUCAAGGGAGGAAGUUAUGCAUUUCUUAAACGAGCUUGGAUGGCUUUUCCAAAGGAAGAGCAUGCCUUCUAUGCAUGAGGUUCCAGAUUAUUCAGUUAACCGCUUCAAAUUUCUGCUCAUUUUCUCAGUUGAAAGAGAUUAUUGUGUGUUGGUUAAAACAAUUCUGGACAUGCUGGUAGAAAGAAAUACGUGCAGGGAUGAAUUAUCUAAGGAGCAUUUGGAGAUGCUCCAUGAGAUUCAGCUCUUGAACCGGUCAGUGAAAAGGAGGUGCAGGAAAAUGGCAGACUUGCUUAUUCAUUAUUAUAUUAUUAGCGGUGAUAAUUCCUCUAGAACAUAUAUUUUCCCACCAAACGUUGGGGGACCUGGUGGUAUUACACCUUUACAUUUGGCUGCUUGUGCAUCUGGUUCAGAUGGUUUGGUUGAUGCCCUGACAAAUGACCCACAUGAGAUUGGGCUGUCCUGCUGGAACUCUGUCCUGGAUGCAAAUGGCCUGUCUCCAUAUGCUUAUGCUGUCAUGACAAAAAACCACUCUCAUAACUUACUAGUGGCUCGUAAACUUGCUGGCAAAAGAAAUGGCCAAAUUUCUGUGGCAAUUGGAAAUGAGAUAGAACAGGCAGCCUUGGAGCAAGAACCUAUGACAAUAUCACAUUUUCAGCAUGAGCGUAAAUCCUGUGCUAAGUGUGCAAGUGUGGCAGCUGAGAUCCAUGGGAGGUUUCUGGGUUCACAAGGCUUGCUUCAGCGUCCAUACAUUCAUUCAAUGCUUGCUAUCGCUGCUGUCUGUGUUUGUGUCUGCCUCUUCUUCCGAGGUGCACCAGACAUUGGCUUAGUUGCUCCCUUCAAAUGGGAGAAUUUGAAUUAUGGAACCAUUUAGACAACAGUAGACAAUGUACACUUGUGAGGAGUACUGGGAAGCAGUUUAGAAGAAAUAACAAAGGCGCCGUGAAAUGCACAAAAAUCCAGAUAAUUGUUUCUGAUUAUGCAAUUGAGAGAAUUCAGGUAAAUGGAUAGACUCCUUAGUUCUCAGUAAGGGCAUAUAAGAGAUGCAUUUUUCCUUAGAGAGAGGAGGAAGCAAAAGCUGCUAGUAGGAUAACAUGAUUCAGAUGCUGUGUUAUUCUUGUUGGCGUUUGCAAACAGGAGUGCAGUGAUGUCGUUGCAGGUUGUGCCCUUUUCUCGGCCCAUUUGUUGCUGGCAAAUACACAAGUUUUAUGGUGGUGUAAAUUUUUGGCUCUUACGAUCAUGAACAAAACAUUUGCUUAGCAAAGGUGGAAGAAUGAUACAUGAAAGCGUACAGAAGGCGGCCAUGACUUGAAUUCAGGGGGAGAGGAAAAAAAACAGAUGCUAGCAAUUAUACCAUCAGCGAGUAUUUAAUUCAGUAAAUUUAUGUAAUGGUUUAUUCUUCUUUAUAUAUAUAUCUUUUGACCCUUACAUAUAUAAUAUCGAAAGAGCUGAGGUAUUUUGCUGAUUUUACGUAUCUAAACUCCUCACUGUAAAGUUGACCACUACGUCCAGUCAGAGGUAGGAUAGUGCAUGAUUGCACUGCAAAAUAUUUGUUGAAUCAAUUUAAAGUAACAGGCAUUUUUUUAUCUGC
Messenger RNA from Populus euphratica (Euphrates poplar), 4373 nucleotides. RefSeq names its product squamosa promoter-binding-like protein 14. Gene Ontology annotation, cellular component: nucleus. Lineage: Eukaryota; Viridiplantae; Streptophyta; Magnoliopsida; Malpighiales; Salicaceae. Gene Ontology annotation, molecular function: DNA binding. The coding region runs from base 435 to 3656 and encodes 1073 amino acids. The record is from RefSeq and is a predicted model, not a curated record. The transcript is spliced from 11 exons.